Messenger RNA from Misgurnus anguillicaudatus (oriental weatherfish), 3060 nucleotides. The record is from RefSeq and is a predicted model, not a curated record. NCBI's taxonomy places the organism in Eukaryota, Metazoa, Chordata, Actinopteri, Cypriniformes, Cobitidae.
CCGCGUCAAGUGCAUGCGCGCUCUCGGCAUCUGCACAUGUGCAAGUGAGCGUCAGUCGCAAACAACUCUCUGAAUGAUCACGUUCAUAACAUGUUUUCUUCACAGAUGAAGAGGGGAUGAAGGGACGACAUCUGCACGAGAGGUCUGUUGGGGUGAUGAAUGUAGAUCUGUAUAUCUCACUGGGUCAGUGUGACGACAUCACCCACUUUUGAAUACUUCAUCCCCUUCAAAAGGACCCCUCACACCCCUGUACGCUGCCCCACAGGAUACGUCCCCAUCAUGGGGGAGAGGCUGGGCCGCCCCACGCCCCUCCUAUCCCGCGCACACGCAUUCGGAUGGGCCAGCAACAGCGUCAAACUAAAAAACGACUGUGACAAUGAUCACGACUUCUUGGGUCAGGGCUCACAGAGCAGCCUGGAGGAGGCAGCAGCGGCCAGCCCUUCUCUAAGAGCGACCCACUCUCCUGUUUCACUGGAACUAGAGCCUGUGGUGAAUAAUGGAUCAAGCGUGCCCGUCUUUACAGGUGGUCACACAAAAGAGCCACCAGCGCACGGCAAACUCGGCCAGGCGUGCUCCUCCUCUGCCCUCUCCAUCUCUACCGCCCUCGUCCCCGGAGAGACGCCGCGCCCGUCGCCCGCCGCUCGCUUCUCCCACGGUCCCUACCACGCCAAGACUAGCAUGCAGGGUGAUGUGUACAACUUCUUAGAGAGACCCGCUGGCCUGAGGUGUUUCCUGUAUCACUUCCUGGUGUUCCUCAUGGUCCUAGUGUGCCUGAUAUUCAGUGUCCUGUCCACUAUCGAGCAAUAUGCCGAUUUUGCCACUGGAUCUCUCUUCUGGAUGGAGAUUGUGUUGGUAGUGUUUUUCGGAUCGGAGUACGUGGUCCGUCUGUGGUCGGCAGGCUGUCGGAGCAAAUAUGUUGGUGUUAAGGGACGCCUGCGUUUCAUCAGGAAGCCCAUCUCAAUUAUAGAUCUGAUAGUGGUGGUCGCCUCUGUUGUGGUUUUGAGCGUUGGAUCUAAUGGGCAGGUCUUUGCGACAUCAGCUAUCAGAGGAAUCCGUUUCCUGCAGAUCUUGCGAAUGCUGCACGUGGACCGUCAGGGAGGAACAUGGAGACUUCUGGGAUCCGUGGUCUUUAUUCAUCGGCAGGAGCUGAUCACCACACUGUACAUCGGAUUCCUCGGUCUGAUCUUCUCUUCAUAUUUUGUGUAUCUGGCGGAGAAAGACGCUGUGGAUGAGGAAGGAAAAACUGGUUUUUCCAGCUAUGCUGAUGCCCUGUGGUGGGGUGUGGUUACAGUGACUACAAUCGGCUACGGAGACAAAGUGCCUCAGACGUGGAUUGGGAAGGCCAUCGCUUCCUGCUUCAGUGUGUUUGCAAUAUCUUUCUUUGCUCUGCCCGCGGGGAUUCUGGGAUCCGGCUUUGCUCUUAAAGUUCAACAGAAACAGAGACAAAAACAUUUUAAUCGUCAGAUUCCUGCCGCUGCCUCCCUUAUACAGCAUAAACGUAACUCUCACGUCCAGACGCUGUGGAGAUGUUACGCCUGCGAGAAGCCGGAUGGGUGUGCGGCCACGUGGAAGAUGUACGUGUUGACGGGCGACUACAUCCCCAUCGCAAACUCUGAAAACUCCAGUCCUGGGAAUUUCAGACGCCUGAGCAAGCGAUAUAAGCGCAAGCCCAAAGGCCCGCGUGACAAUGGAUCCAUAGGUCCCGUCGGAGAGAGAACGCUUUCCAUCCCUCAGAUCACCUAUGAGCACAUCGAUGACAAAGAUGGCGUCUUUUCAGAGGAGUCCCCAGGUAUCACUAAACUCUUUCGUUCAUCAGCAGACUGCCAGCGUUCCUGGUCAGCUUUCACCCUCAGCUGUCCCGCUUCUCCAGUGAAGAAAAAGUUGGACGACCCUGACAUCUCACGAAACAACAGCCUGAUGGAUGAACUGGAUUUAGCUGGCGAUGAUAUUCCUCUACCUGUAGUCACCCACCCAUCACAUUGGUUAACAAGUCCGUUUGUUGAAAAGGAACAAGAUUCGGUCGCCACUCAGCACCUGAACUCAAGGAGACUUUCUCACGCACACAAAUCUGCCAUCAAGGUCAUAAGAAGGAUGCAGUAUUUUGUGGCUCGACGGAAAUUUCAGCAAGCGAGGAAACCGUACGACGUGCGAGACGUGAUUGAGCAGUAUUCACAGGGACACCUGAACAUGAUGGUUCGCAUCAAAGAACUCCAGAGAAGGUUGGAUCACACGUUGGGAAAACCGGGAAUGUUCCUGCCAGAGAAAGGUGUGGACAAAGAAUAUCAUACAGUUGGAGCCCGACUGAUUCGGCUGGAAGAUAAGGUGCUUCAGAUGGACGUCAAACUGGAGAACAUUUUGAAAAUCCUGGUCGAGCAUUUCCAGCCCAAACCAGAACUUCUGCAGAAACCCAACCAGUACAGCUCUCGUGUGACCGUCAUGAAACGACUGGGCGUCAGUAUGGAUGAGACGCAUUGAGCAUCAUCAUAGACACGACCAGACGCCGACUCAUACUGUGUAUUGUGGGAAACGUGAUGCAUAGAAACGGAAAACUUUUGUUUCCACUUCCUCUUUUGUAAGAUCAUCUGAGGACGACAAGAUCAGCUAAAGAAGACAGGAACUACAAGUGUAACUUGUAGGAUGUCAUUCAGGAUGCAUGUCAACAAUGUCUAAGCUUUUUAAACACUAUCAAUCCUUUGCUCUUUAUUUUUGUAUUGCUCUGGUAUCACACCAGAAAAAAAUGUAAAAGUUACUGUAGGUUUACAAUCGAGCUUCCACAACUCAUGUGAUCCAGUGGUGCUACACCUACUUUAUACGGCUCGUUUUGUUUAAGCACAAGAAAUGUCACAUUUUGCAUCCACAACUGUGAUGGAGGGCUCACGGUACACGUUUUGUGAAUUCAGCAUCGAGCGCUGAUAGGGAAACCCCAUUCACACAGCACUUUGGUCCCAGAAAAUUUCCGUAAAAUGGUCAGAGGGGCUUCUGUGUGAACACAACAUAUCCCGUAAAUGUCCUGGGAUCGCUCCGUAAAGAAGAACUAGUAACAUUCACGGAAAGCAUUCU